GACGAUUCAAGGUGUGACCAAAGAGAAAUAAAAAAUUUUUUUGUAGUUUUGCGAUCCGUGUUAUAAAUAUCAUUUUAUUGCUUACAUAUAAUAUACACAUAUAUAUUAUAAUAUACAUAUGGUUUUUUUUCUAAGUGAAAUUGUGUUUCCUUUCAUUUUGAUGUUUUAAAAAAAAUUUCAUACAAAAUUAUUUCGUGAAAAAUACACGGGCUAAACAGAGCACUUGGAAAGGAAGAAUCAUAUACAAAAAAAAAAAUAAAAACGAACAAAAGUUAUAAAGUUAUAAAAAUUUAACACUCUAAAGGAAUAUAACAGUAAUCACAAUACCAAACAAAAAAAAGGAGAGAAAUAAUAAUAACAGUAAUAACAAAGCAAGGGGAUUUUUAAAAUACACAACAAUUCGUUUUCUUAUUGUUAUCAGUGCACCAAAUUUAUUGUAAUAAAAUCACCAUAAAUUCUUUAAUAAAAUGAGAAAACAUUAAAAAAAAUUAACAAAAAGGAUAAAAUUAUAGCAAAAUGAACUCUUCUUUAAUUGAAAUUUAAGUAUUUUAUUAAAUAUCUUAAAAUUAAUAGGCGAAUUUUAUUAGUACGAAAAAAAAAGUGUAAAAAUCAAAAAAAAAAAUUAAGAACCAAAAAUACCAUAUUUUUUUACCACCGUAAUAAAAUUUAAUAGAAAAAACAACAAAUUAAUCGAUUUGAGCAAGAAAAAUUACCGUCUAUUAAGCAAAAAUUUAUUAAAAAGAACAGAAUAUAAAGAGAUAAGUGAAUUUUAUACCCACACAGACAUACAUUCUACUAAACAUACACUUAUGUAUGUUAUAUAGUGAAGGAUUAUAAUAUUAUAGAAAUAAUUUGAUUAUUGAUAUUUGAUAAAAUUUUAUAACAUAUUUGAGAAAACACUACACAUACAAAUAAAAUAAAAUUUAUGAAUUUGCACACAUAUAAUACAUACCUAUAAGCAUUAAGUGUAUACAUAAUGAAAUUAAUAUAACUGUAAAAAUUCAAUUGUGUUGACAUUGAAUUGAUUUGUUUUUUUUUUUAUAAGGUGAAAUUUUUUGUAAAAUUAUAAUAAAAUACAAAGCAAGACAGAAUUACAUAAUAAAAAUUGUAUUAGAAUAUUGUAGUAUAUGUAAAGGUACUUAUGUACAUAUAUAUAAUAAUAUAAAGGCAGUUAAAUACAAUAAACAAAAACAAAAAAAAUAAAUAAUAAAAAAUUAACGAUCCUUUUUAGUAUAUGCGAAUUUUUAUUUUAACAAAACCACAUACACUUACACCAUAAUAAUAAUUUUGUGAUUCAGUUUAUCGUAUAUGUAUACCUUUUUAAUAAACAAUAAUUCAGAAUAACUUUUGAUAUAAAUAAAUAAGCACAUAAAAUUACGUACAUUAUAAUAAUAAAGGUUAUUUUAUAAAAAAAAAUUUUUUAUAUAUAUUAUAUAAAAUAUAUAGAGGAAAUAAGAACCUUUAAUCGUUAUCAAAAAUGUUUUCAAUGUGUUCAAAACCAAAACCAAGAACUCCACCAAAUAUUCAUGCGCACGGUACUGUUGGAAAACAGAUCAAAGGCGGAUAUUUACUUCGCUGGAAAAAGCAACUUUUAUGGAAUCGAUGGUCAGAAGAAUGGGUGGUCCUCUACGAUGACUCUACCAUGGCCUGGUUCACGGAACCAGGGCGUUCAUCACCUUCUGGAAAAAUAUUGGUUAAGGAAGCACCAGAAAUGUUAGCAAUAGCACAUUGGACUGGACAAAUUCCAAAACGACCACCAUUACCUGAAGGAUGUAGUGUAUCACAAUUAAUAGCACUCGGUUCUAGAAGAAAACGUUCAAAAGUAUAUUGGAUGUUAGCAAAAUCCGAACAAGAAGUGAGCGAAUGGAUCAAUGCUAUAACUAAAACUCUUCCACCACCGCCACAAAUUGAAUUAGUUAUGGAUAAACCUCAUCUGAUGAAUGUUUUACGGAGACCUUUAGUGCGAAUUAGACCGGCCACAACAAGUGAAGUAAAAGCAAGGAAAUUACAAUCAUCAUCAUCAUCACAAGCAACAACCUUAAAUCCAUUAAUACGUAGUGAUGCAGCUGUAGCAAUAUUGAGUAAAAAACCAAAUGAUUCCAAAGCAUCAUUAGCUUGUGUGCUGCCUUGGGGACAUGGAUGGGGUUGGGCAACAUUACCUAAUGGUGUAUGGAGUGGUGGCUUGACAUGGUCUCAAUGUGAGGACACAUUUACUUUGCACGCAUUACCAACAACACAUUGCACUAAUUUAAUUGAAUCAAGUGCUGCCGGCGGUAUUUAUCAUACUGAUAUUGGAGCAUUCGAUUGGCAUAAUGGCGUCGAAGAUAUAGGUGGCGAAGAUUUUGAUUAUGCUAUGGAUUGUGGCGAUUUUAUAUUUUAAAUUAAAUUUAAUUUAAAUUUUUAACAUAAAAAAAUAUAAA
Messenger RNA from Condylostylus longicornis, 2420 nucleotides. RefSeq lists its product as uncharacterized. The record is from RefSeq and is a predicted model, not a curated record. NCBI's taxonomy places the organism in Eukaryota, Metazoa, Arthropoda, Insecta, Diptera, Dolichopodidae. Gene Ontology annotation, biological process: regulation of cell differentiation. Bases 1478 to 2380 code for a protein of 300 amino acids. The transcript has 9 exons. Gene Ontology annotation, cellular component: membrane.